CAAGAACCAGCCUUCUUGUCUCAACUUAAAAAAUAUAUAUAGAGAAUUAUUCUCGCUUGAAUUCUGAUUGAUAGUUUCUUGGACAUGCAGCUGCAAUGGCGGCAUGUCAGGUCGUAGUCAACUAGCUAGCGAGGCAGCACAGGCAGCAAAACCACCAAGAAAGCCAUGGCUUGGCCAUGGUAGGGGAAGGGACAGAGGCAGCUGAGGUGGGAGGAGGAUAUCGAUCGUCCAUGGCCGCCGCGGAGGCGGCGGCCGAGAAGGCGGUUAGGUGCCUCGGCCGUGGCUUCGACAUGGCUGGCGACCUGAGGCUCAAGUACUGCAAGGGCGACGCCGGCGCAGGCUGCCUGGUCGACAGGAGCGGCGAGACGGCGCCGCUCACCGUGCCGGGGGUCGGCGUGAUCGGCGACGUGCCGGCGGACGUCAGGUGCGACAAGGGCGACCGCGUCCGGUUCAAGUCCGACGUGCUCGAUUUCAACAAGAUGUCGGAGCUGUUCAACCAGAGGAGCUCGGUGGAAGGGAAGAUCCCGUCGGGGCAGUUCAACGCGUCCUUCGACCUGGACAGCGGGUCGUGGGCCCACGACGCGCCGCGCACCAAGUGCCUCGCCAUGGACGGCUACUUCAUCUCCCUCUUCGACCUCCGCCUCGACCGCCGCCGCCUCGCCCUCGCCGCCCACGUCCUCGCCGACGUGCCGCCCGCCUGGGACCCCUCCGCCAUCGCAAGAUUCAUCGAAAAGUAUGGGACUCAUGUGAUCGUAGGGCUGAGCAUGGGCGGCCAGGACGUCGUGUACGUGAAGCAGGAUAAGGCGUCGCCUCUGUCGCCGUCGGAGAUCAAGGAGCAUCUGGACAGGCUCGGCGACCAGCUCUUCACGGGCACCUGCGCCAUCCCCCCUCUGCGCAGCAAGUCCAAAGACAAGUUCAAGAUACCGGAGGCUUUCAAUGUGUUCGAUGCACAAAUAGCUCAGCAGAGGCUUCACGGGAUCACCACUCUUGUGUCAAGCAAAGAGGGUGUGACAGUGAUAUACUCCAAGAGAGGAGGGAACACGACGGUGAGCAGCCACUCCGAGUGGCUCCUGACCGUGCCGGCGAUGCCCGACGUGAUCAACGUCAAGCUCGUGCCAAUCACCUCCCUCAUCAGGGGCAUGGCUGGCACUGGGUUCCUCUCUCACGCCAUCAAUCUCUACCUCAGAUAUAAGCCUCCUGUGGCUGACCUGAGGUACUUCCUGGAUUUCCAGCAUCACUGCAUGUGGGUCCCGGUGCUCGGCGAGCUGCCUCUGGGCCCUUGCUCCAACCGGCAAGGCUCCAGCCCAGCGUUGCAUUUCAGCCUGCUGGGCUCCAAGCUCUAUGUCAGCUCGAGUGAGGUAGUUGUCCCGAAACUGCCGGUUACUGGCAUGAGGCUGCACCUGGAGGGCAAGAAAAACAACAGGCUAGGCAUCCACCUGCAGCACCUGUCGACGACACCGACGUUCGUCGCCGUCAGGGGCGACAAGCCGCCGGUGUGGCGUGGCACGGAGACGGUGACCGACGACCGCUACUACGAGCCGGUUCAGUGGCGGAUGCUGGCGCGCGUCUGCACCGCGCCGGUGAAGUACGACCCGCGGUGGUGCGGCCACCGCCGGUCCGCCUGCAUCGUCGCCGGCGCGCAGCUCCACGUCAGGGCCCGCGACGCCGGCAACGUGCUGCACCUCCGGCUGCUCUACGCCGAGCUCCCCGGGCACGCCGUCGUGCAGUCCAAGUGGGCGCGCGGCGCGGCGGCGCCGACGCCGCUGUCGGGGAAGUCAUCGAGCUUCCUGCCCAUGUCCUUCUCGGGGUCAACCUCAGGUGGCGCCGGCGAGGGAGGCCCGGAGCAGGGCGGCCUGCCGGUGGGUGUCAACAUCAACUCCGGCGUGUUCGCCGGCGGGCCACCGGUGCCCGUCGGCGCGCAGAAGCUGCUCAAGUUCGUGGACACCUCGCAGGUGACCAUGGGGCCGCAGGACAGCCCCGGGUACUGGCUCGCCACCGGGGCAAGGCUGGACGUCGACAAGGGGAGGAUCAUGCUGCAUGUCAAGUUCUCGCUGCUUGCAUCGGCUUCUUGACAAGGUUGUCAAGCUGCUCGUCUCGUGAUCCAGAGUUUUGUACAGUUUUCAUCAGCUGCUAAAUGACAGAAAUGCUAAUCACUGAAAGAACAAUUUUUUUCUCAUUUCUUUUGGAUUUUGGUUUUUGGUUUGGACCCUGGAGCUGUUGCAACGAUAUGUA
Messenger RNA from Oryza brachyantha (malo sina), 2232 nucleotides. RefSeq names its product MACPF domain-containing protein At1g14780. The record is from RefSeq and is a predicted model, not a curated record. The transcript is spliced from 9 exons. Gene Ontology annotation, cellular component: plasma membrane. NCBI's taxonomy places the organism in Eukaryota, Viridiplantae, Streptophyta, Magnoliopsida, Poales, Poaceae. Gene Ontology annotation, biological process: plant-type hypersensitive response; regulation of salicylic acid mediated signaling pathway. The coding region runs from base 177 to 2072 and encodes 631 amino acids.